GAUUCGACUCGUCGUGUUGUUAGAUGUGUUAAAUGUUUGCAUGUUUUUUGUAGUUUUGCUGAAGAGUUUGUUUUUAAAAAAUAACUCAAAGUUUAAACUUGUGACAUGUGCAGCGUUUUACUGUACGUUCACAGAGCUAUAAAAAUGAUGAAGAAUUUUUUGUAUGUGUUUUCUCUGUAACUGUAUUAGCAGGCUACGUUUUCCGUAGGAUUCCAGUCCUUCUCUGACAUUAGCGACGUUACUCAGCUCGUUGUUUUAUAAAACCUGAGGUAAAGAAUGGCAAAUCAGUCACACAGGCCAGAUAUUUUUCGCUGGAAAAGAUUUACAAGGAGUGGAACCCAACCAAGCAGUAAGGUGCAACUGACUGAUGGUGAUAUAAACCAAUGGAUGAAGAGAGUCGAGAUGGCGUCAGAGUUUGCUGUGUCUGAAGUAUUCUCACCGCAGAAACGACACACUGCUAAACACAGCCAGGCUGUUGCCCUGCAAAGCUUGGAGCAACUACAGGACCAUGAUGACGCAUACAGUGAGGCUCAAGCUAUUCUUAGUGACUGGAUGAAUACAAAGUUGCGCCUAGAGUUGGAAAUGGACGAGGAAGAGGAGGAGCUGAUUGGUUCAAGUAAAACGCAAAGUCCAGAGAAGACAGCAAACCUGAACUACAAAAACUUUGAUGAUAUGUAUUCUCAACUUGCGCAGGAAGAUGAGAGUUUUGAGGUGUACGACUUCCUCCAGGACCUGAUGGAGACUGAAUUGUUGGAUUCUAGGGCAGUGGAGGGUCUCAGGCUAGAUGCAGAGCCAGAGAGGAAAUGCAGGGACCCCAGUAUCACCAUGCAGGUGCGUCAUCAACAGGUGAAGGAGAGGCGCUUGCGGAGGGAUGCAGAACGGGCAAAGCAGCGCAAGGAGCAAGAAGCACGGAGGGAGGCGCGAGAGGAGGCGCAGCGACUGGAGCGUGAGGAACAGAGAAAGAGGAAGCAGGAGGCCCGCAGGCAGGAUGAGCUUCUACAGCAGGAGAUGAUGCGGCUGCGUAGAGAGAUGGAGGAAAAGAGAAGCAUGGAGCAGCUCGCGCGAAAGACAGAACGCGAGAGGAUGGAAAAGCAGCGAGUGAGUCGACGCUCUCUAGCACCAAAGCCUGACUCACAGAGGCAGCUGCAACGCAGAGAGCAGGAAGUGGAGGCAAGGGUGCACAUUCUCAAUCUGCAGUGCAUGCAGAAGCAUUUCUCAGCCUGGUACUCAGUGGUACUGGACAAGAGGGUGCGGCUGGGUAAGGCAGCAGCGCUCUGUGAUUGGAAGAGGCAGCUGAGAGCGUGGCGGGCGUGGCGAGCGCUGGUGUGGGUGAAGAGAGAGGAGAGAGAGGCUGAGAGAACAGAGGAGGAACUGAGGAUGGAUAACAGGCGCCAUCAAGUUGCGGCAGAGAGUGACCGGAGACGGCUUUUGAGGCGCUGUCUUAAUGACUGGCGGUUGUGGUGCCGAAUGGAAAAGGAACGCAGGGAACUCCUCAGCCAGCAGGAGGAAACAAGGCAAAAAAUGGCCGCCCUGAUCAGCGCCGCUGCUUCUGGGAAACUGACCAGAGAGAACUGCAGCGAACGACCACUUGCUGACAUGCCUAAUACAUCCACCAAAUUUGAGUACAGCACUCAACCUAUCCAGGCACCAGUGCAAGGGGUCACCUCAGCUUCUGCCCCGCCCACUGUGACUAACAGGAAAAUGGCCCCUCCCACUCAGGCCUGGCAGGUGACACGUCGCCAUGCUGCUCUUUCACCAACAGAACUCCUUCGAGCUCAACAGAGGCAGCCCCUGAAUAGCGUCCCCCGCAGCCAGAGUGUAGAGGUGUGCGGUGGCCGGUUUGAGCAUCGUUACGCAGCCCAGCAGCAGACCAUUGCAGAGCAGAGACGUCUCCUCAAAGAGCAACAGGAGCUGAUCUCAUGCCUGCAGGAGAGACAGAAUUUUCUGGAGCUCAGGCAGGAGGCAGAGAGAACUGCAGAGUCAGCAGCAGCGACUCCAACAGCCCAACCCAAAAACUCAGCACCUCACAUCAUUACACACGCCAGCACAGGUGGUGGAGAUGCUGAGACAAGAUCAAACAGAGCCUCAAGGGAAGACAGUGCCAGUCAUCCAACCCCCAAAGCCACAGCCAGUCGCCAAAUGGCUCCUCACCCUGCAGUACGAGCCAUGGAGGAGCGAGCGCGGCUGCGUGCAGAACGCAGGAGGGAGGUGGAGGAGAUGAAGAGAAGGCGAGAAGAGGAGAAGUUGGCUCAGAUGAAGACUGCAGAGGAGGAGAGACUGAGGCAGGAGGAGGAGGAGAAACGCAUAGCAGCAGAAAGGAGGAAGGAGGAAAGGAGACAACAGAGAGAGAGAGAGCUGGAGAAGCAGAAGAGAAUGGAGCGGGAGCAGAAGUUGUUGAAGCAGGCGCAAGAACACUACCACAGAUCACUGCUACUGUACAAAGGCCUGGCGCCAUGGAAACGCCUGGUGGAGAAGAGUCAUACCGGUACUCAGAAAGCUGUGGACCAUCACAGACAGGUUCUCCAGAGACGGUGCCUCCUGUCCUGGCUGCAGGCUGCAGGUGAGGCCCUGGCUGAGAAAGAAUCCUGUGCAGGGCAGUUAUACAGACGCUUUCUGCUCAGGAGAGCUUUCUGCAGCUUGCAGAAGUCUAAGGACCUGCAGUGUGUCCUGGAGGCGCGGGCCAAGCACUUCUACAGGGCUCAGACGCUCAGGAAGGUUUUCGUGGCUUUACUGGAUCACGCAACCCACCAGAGACUGCUGGCCUGGGACAGAGAACGGCAGGCGGAGGAGCACAAUGCCAGGCGGUCAGCGCGAAGGUGUUUCUCUGGCUGGAGGCGUCUGCCGGCGGCCCUGAGGGAGGAGCGAGAGAAAGAGGUGCGCAGAGAGCGGCUCCGGCGCAAAGUGGCCGAGAUUCUCCCGGACUUCCGCACCUCGCCUGUGGAUGGUGUUUGGAGCCCAGCGCCAUCCCUUUAA
Molecule: messenger RNA, 2973 nt
Organism: Colossoma macropomum (tambaqui)
Lineage: Eukaryota; Metazoa; Chordata; Actinopteri; Characiformes; Serrasalmidae
Gene: ccdc191
Product: coiled-coil domain containing 191
Exons: 17
Coding region: 277-2973 (898 amino acids)
Molecular function (GO): phosphatase binding
Source: RefSeq, a predicted model, not a curated record